UCAUUUCUUAAAUCUGGAUUUUGUUGGGUUUUGUCUGGAGUGGCCGAUUUCUUUUUCAGGUCACCGAUUUGGAUGCCCUAGACCAAAGUCGAGUUGAAUUUAUGUGAACUGGAGUCAGAAACCUCGGGAACUUCGAACUAAGCAGUGGCUUCUUCCCCGACAUGGACCUGGCACAGGAGAAAAUGGAAUUAGACUUGGAGCUGCUGCCGAAUUCCACCACCACAGACGGCAAUAUCCUGAGAAGAUCCAACAGCGUCCUCUUGAUCAAUGAGCUUGGUAAUAAUUCACAGGUGUUCCAAGCUGACAAAUUAAGAACUAGAACAAACAGUACAGCUACAACAGGACACUGUCUGUUUUUGCCACAUUUUCCAGUUCACAUUUCCAUGACUCGCGUUCAACAAAUCAAGCAGGAAGAAACCAUGGAUUUAAGAUGUGGAGAAGCAAUGCAUGAAUGGUGA
This is a messenger RNA of Manis javanica (Malayan pangolin), 458 nucleotides long. The record is from RefSeq and is a predicted model, not a curated record. NCBI's taxonomy places the organism in Eukaryota, Metazoa, Chordata, Mammalia, Pholidota, Manidae.